Messenger RNA from Chara braunii, 2980 nucleotides. The record is from the annotation of a GenBank genome assembly. NCBI's taxonomy places the organism in Eukaryota, Viridiplantae, Streptophyta, Charophyceae, Charales, Characeae.
AGGAACUACCGGAGAGCCCAACACCUUUGGGGGGGGGGAGAGGGGAUGAAAAAUAAAAAUGUCUGGCACGGUUGGCACCCCUCACAUACAAGUACAGGUACUCGUACGUGGGUUCAUGUACAGUUCCUUAUCUAUCGAGCGACAACAUGAGCAGAGAGUCGAACACCCAGAUGUAGCAAACUUAUUAGCCCACACUGAGCUCAUCACCGUUGGCAGACCCUCCGAGGUGGCAGAUGGCUAUGGUCACAAUGGUGGAGAAAAUCCAGUUCCAGAUGCAGGAAGUGAGAGUGAACAUGAGUUGCUCUUGGGAGCUAGUUCCCUGGCGGAUUCCUCGCCGUUCGUGCAGUCUUCAGAGGGGAGAGAUUCGGCAACGGAGACAGGGCGUGCUACAGCUUUCGCGUCUAAAGAAGAGGGAGUGUUUGAUGGUUUGAUCGCUCCUUUGCAUGAAAACAGCGAUUCUAGGAGGCCGCAAACUGUGUCGUUGGUAUAUUGUGUAAGUUUCGUUAUUUCUAGCGUGAUCGGCAGUGGCAUAUUUGCCAGUCCAGGGAUUGCAAUAAAUGAGGUGGGAAGCGUCGGUGCAUCGUUCUGUCUAUGGGUUUUAGGGGCAUUUAUGUCAAUCUGUAGCUGCUUGAUCUCAGCCGAGCUAGGCUCAAGUUUCCCGGACCAGUUAGCGGAUGCCAGAUUUCUGCACGAGGCUUUUGGCGAUGGUGUAUCGUCAACGUACAUCUGGACGGUCCUCGUCAUCGAGAGCAAUGCGGCUUUGUCCAUUCAAGCUCUGGUCAUUGCGGACUACCUCGUUCCGAGCUCUGUGGUAGGACAGAGGUUACUUGCGAUUGCAUGCAUGGUUAUUUUCACAGGCAUCGCUCUCGCUGGGGUGGCUCUGGAGGAGAAGGUCCAGAUAGGAAUAAACUCAUGCAGGGCGGCGCUAGUGGUUCUGUUUAUGGCGGCAGCAGCAGUCAGUCUGUGGCGUGACCCGUCGAUCGCUUACGGCAAUUUCUUUCGGGGAACGUUUAGCGGAACUAAGUUGAAAGGUGUCGGUAAUGGGCUCCUUGCUGUCCUGUGGGCUUACUCGGGAUCGGGUGCUAUUGUCGUUCUGGCUCCUUUCAUGCCUAGACCUAAUCGGGAUCUGCCAUUAGCACUUGGCAUAGGCAUGUCAAUCAUUAUGAUGGCAUACGUGCUUCUGAUCGUGUCGUACCUGUGUGUGCUUCCCUCAAUGUCAAUGGCCAAAUCCACAGAUUUGGCGAACGAUGUUGCAAAAGGCGCGUUUGGCAAUAUUGCAUCACUCGUGGUCGGCGUUCUUGUGUCCUUUUCGGUUGCGGGGAACCUUCAGUCCAGCUUGAGAUAUGGAGCUUUGACCCUACAGGGUGCCGCAUUUCGCGGCAAGCUUCCGUCGUGGUUUGCUAAAGGGACCACACAGCCAACCGCAGCCCUCUUCUACGAGUGCGCCACUAGCAUCCUCUUUAUUUUGUUAGGUCAUGGCAAUGUCAAAUCUCUUGUGAAUUUCUUCGGUGUACUCUUUGGCAUCUUUGUUUUCUUGACAGCUGUGGCGGCUAUUAAGCUGCGCUUCGAUAAACCCUUUCACACUCGUCGUGUGCUUCUUCCUUUGCCAGAUGGUGAGGGAGCUAUGGCAGAAGGCGACAGAACGGGGGCAGCAGGAGGAGGAGGAGGAGGAGGAGGAGGAGGAGGAGGAGGAGCAAUCCAUGAUGGGAGUGACGGGGUAACCCCCGUCGCCCCAUUCAAGAUGCCCUUGUUCCCAUUGCCGCCACUUGUCAUUCUUGGCUUGUCGAUUAUGUUAGUAAUCUCUUCUGCGAUGGAACAGCAUGUUGGCGCUGUGGUUUCUGUGCUCCUCCUCCUCGUUACAUAUCCAGUUAGUCGAUUACUUAAGCGAUUUCAAUGCUUACCGUGACUGCUGUCUACACCCCAAUAUACUUAAUUUACACCCCAAUAUACUUAAUUUACACCCCAAUAUACUUAAUUUACACCCCAAUAUACUUAAAACAACUUCAAUGCUUAAACAUCUUCAAUGGUUUCCAUCACUACCGCCCAACUUCGCCCGACUAGUUAUACGAUUUCAAGGCUUGACUAUUCGAACGAUUUCAAUGCUUACCGUCACUACCGUCUUCACCUGAAUAGAAAGCGCGGUCAUAAUAGCUGUAUUUGCCACAACUUUCAGUCCCUAUGACCGGGAGUUCAAUUCAGGUGCAGACGGUACGAGAAGCAUGGAGUUUGUACCGUUCGCUUGACGGUGGUGAUCGACUUCCGCUGCUCCAUUCAAACACUGUUGUCCAUACUUAAACACUUUUCUUUUUUUCAACAGUCUUAUGCUGGAAGUUGGACUCAGCGUCCCUUACGUCCAAUAUACACACGCUACAUCCACACUUAAAGCACCACUGCCCCCACCUUCAAACAAUUGUCAGGAUUAUGCAUUUUGCCUGUGGCUCGCGGUCCCCACGGAGGCUCGUGGUCAGGUGUGGUGUGGCUGAGGAAAUCUGGUACCACUCCCACCUCUGCGAUUCCACAGGUGGUCACACAGCAAUGCCCUAACGCACACACGACCUCAGAAUUUUGCACCUCCACCCACUGUAUACAGCAAGUUUUAUAUGGUAGCUACAGGAUGCCAGUGCAGCAAGUUCUCUCUGUCCUCCAUGUUGGUUGUACUGGUGGCUACUGUAGUGUUUUUUCUUCUGACUGUAGCCAGAAUUUUGCACCUCCACGUUAGCUGAGUGGAGGUCCGGUAUGACAACAAUGCUGCGGUCCAUAGUGUUGUGUUCUGAGAGAGGUGCCUGUGGASAGAGAGASAGAGAGAGAGAGAGAGAGAGAGAGAGAGAGAGAGAGAGAGAGAGAGAGAGAGAGAGAGAGAGAGAGAGAGAGARAGAGUUGGUGGCUUUCAAGUGGUUAUUGAGCAAUAAUCAUUAUUGCAUUCAGCAUGCAGUUAAUCCUCUGGCUGUUUUAGCCAGAGCAAUCAAUGCUGCACUGCUCU